AGUUGGCGUAGGGACUUUGAGGAGCAUCACUGGCUUGAGUUUAUUUGAACAGUUCACAGCGCUAUUUUUUCACGUGAAACUGCAGUUUCAUCUCACAUUUUUCUGCAAGGUGCGAGAUGGAUUUAUGACAGCUGCGAGGAACUGUGCAGGAAACAUCCUCUGAUCCGUUAUUUGACGCCCGUACCAUAGCUCUAAGAUGGACUUUACACGGACAUCUAUCCUGAAGUUCAUAGAUUUUCAGUCGAUGCUAGAGGGAGAUUAAUCUGACACGUGCGCAGCAUCCUCAUCAGGUUAUGAUUUUCUCAGGGAAUGUCUGACAUGGAAAGGAUACUAUCCGUCCCCGCGAGAGUCAUGAUUUUGCAAAUACUGGCAGUGAUUCUCUUAAAAGGUGUGUUGACAUCCGAGAACACCCACGGAGGUCUCCCAGACUCCGACAGGGUGUCCGGCUCCGGAGGACCAGCAGGCUCACAUCUGGCUCAGGCAACAGGAGCAAAGUCUAGACCCAAGCGCUGCACUUGUUACUCCUACAAGGAUAAAGAGUGCGUCUACUACUGUCACCUGGACAUCAUCUGGAUCAACACUCCCGAGCGCACAGUGCCUUAUGGAAUAUCGAGCUACAGGGGAACACAGCGAAUCAGACGUGAUGCUGGCACACAAGCACCUGCAAGUGAGGGAGCCCAGCGCUGCAUCUGUGCUACACCAGACUCAGAUUCUGAGUGCAAAAACUUUUGUCUGUCAAGCCAUCUCCAGAACGUGCCUGUUAGGAGUCUCCACAGAGUCCCUGGUCCUGGAUGACAGCUUGACUCUCCUCCAUCUUUUGCUGCUGUCCUUGCAGGGAAUGGAUCCUUUCCUCUUCCAGCCCUUCACUCUCUGUUUGGCAUCCUUGCCUCCACAGGCACACUCAUGUUUAAGGAAAGAGUUAGGGAGCUUGACACUGUCGACAUUCCUCAGCAUCAUAACUCUUGGAGCAAGUUCCAUCAGGCCGAGUGAUUUCAAGAACUCUUCUGAAAAUUUGAUGCAGAUCCCUGGAGGCCAUCCGCUCAUUUCUCGUUCCCCACUGAGAGCAGCAUGAGGAUUACUCUUGCCAUAAAAGUAGUAGCCAUUGACCUCUGUCAAGCUUGAUCAGACAAACCCUUCAUCCUAACAGAUGGUUGUGGACUACCUUUGACUCUCCCUCUUGAAACAAUGAGAUCAGCUUAUAUCAGUCUGCAAAGGACAGCAAAGACAUUUCAAAAGUUGGAAACCUAUAAGUACCAUUAAGCUAUGAUGAUGGAUGAAAACUGUGGUGUAUUGACUUCUUAAGUAGCAAAACAUAGCAAUAAAAGAGGGGAAGCAUUUCACCACCACUUCUAUGGAGGCAUAUUAUUGAUCUUUUGUUUCUGAGACAAUUUACAAUCGAUCUGGAAAACAUUCAUAACCUUUUUGCAUAUUUUGUUCAUAUCACUUCUCAAAGAUGUAUGUUUACCAUUUGUGCUCUUUGUAAUCCAUCAAACAGUCAAGCUCAUUGAUCUUUUACCUCACCGCCACUGACUUAGAUCUGCUUUAUAGAAACUGUGUACCACAUUUAUAAUAGACCAUCUCUCACAAAACAGUCUGAAAACUCAGAUGGUUCUGUAAACUGUGUAUGUGUGCAUGUGUGAGUGACUACAGAAAUUAUUAGAUGUUGGACUGAGUGCCAUGGAAUUGUCGGGGGCAUGCAUGGAGAGUAAUCAGACACUGUUUUGGUCUUGGUAUUUAUUGGAUGUAUUCACAAUAUGAAAAAAGGAGUAAUGCCAGCUGAUUCUAUGUCAGCGAAUGAAUUGACAGAGAAACAGUUUUGCAAAUUACAUCUGCCCAGUCAGUUUAAUAGGAUGCAGAAUAAAAUUGAAAUCAUGUUGCCAAAGGCCUUAACUGACUAUGGUAACAGUGCGACCAAUUCCAUGAAUCUUUGCUACUUAAAUUAUAACACAACAUGCAAUAAUCUGUAACACUUUAGUGAUUGUGUCACCUGCUGCUGGGUAAUCUCACCGACCAGUGUUUGAACCUUUUCAGUUUCUCUUGGCCUCCAUCCCUCCAUCUCACUAUCCUCCUUAUUAAUGACUCUUUUGACUGCUGCUUAACUAAAUAUAUUUAGGUAUUUAUCAUAUAAAGAUGUUGACACCUUAUAUAAUGUUUCACUUUA
Molecule: messenger RNA, 2161 nt
Organism: Notolabrus celidotus (New Zealand spotty)
Lineage: Eukaryota; Metazoa; Chordata; Actinopteri; Labriformes; Labridae
Gene: edn3b
Product: endothelin 3b
Exons: 4
Coding region: 310-795 (161 amino acids)
Biological process (GO): vein smooth muscle contraction; regulation of systemic arterial blood pressure by endothelin; regulation of vasoconstriction
Cellular component (GO): extracellular region
Molecular function (GO): hormone activity; endothelin B receptor binding
Source: RefSeq, a predicted model, not a curated record